Messenger RNA from Fraxinus pennsylvanica, 483 nucleotides. The record is from the annotation of a GenBank genome assembly. NCBI's taxonomy places the organism in Eukaryota, Viridiplantae, Streptophyta, Magnoliopsida, Lamiales, Oleaceae.
AUGCUGAUGCCUAAGCCGUUUGGCCAUCCCCAGCCGAGCCGUUCUCGAGUCGAGUCAUAUAAGCCUAGCCCAGCCAGAUUUUUUUCCCUGCCAUUUCUUUCUUGUCUUCCCCUUCUACAUCUAGAAACAAGCCCUCAUCUUCCUCCUUACCCUCCACCUCCACCGGUACCGGGAAGCAUAUGGACCACCGCGAAGCUCGAGCGCCGUCAAAUCUUAAUACCAGCAAAGAACAAGUGCUCCGAUGAUACCAGGAAGUUGAAUAUUGUUGGCUUGGUGGUGAAACAUUGUAAAGCAGAGGAUAUGGGAAACAGGAGAUUGAAAGGAACCUCAGGUAACAAGAAGCAGAAGAUGUCAGCAGAAACUAAACUGCUGUUUGAUCAGCUGACUGAAGAUGCUAUCAAACUGAUGGAGAGUGGGGAUUACAAUGUGUGUGAUGAAAAACAAGAGAGUUUCCAGCGUGAAGCAGGUCUGUCCUACAGCUGA